This is a messenger RNA of Alligator mississippiensis (American alligator), 1903 nucleotides long. RefSeq lists its product as uncharacterized. Bases 48 to 1817 code for a protein of 589 amino acids. The transcript has 10 exons. NCBI's taxonomy places the organism in Eukaryota, Metazoa, Chordata, Crocodylia, Alligatoridae. Gene Ontology annotation, cellular component: plasma membrane. The record is from RefSeq and is a predicted model, not a curated record.
GCGACUGGGGCAGCUCAGAGCCGGGCUGGCGCGGGAGGGGUAAAAUCAUGCCCAUCAUGCGGGGCCUCUGGAUCCGGAUCGGGCUCUUCGUGCUCGUGGCCCUGGGGACAGCCGCUGCCCUGCGCUGCUACUCGUGCGAGGAUGAGGAGAACGAGUCGUGUCCGCAACUGGACUGUGCCCCGGGGCAGGAUCGGUGCCGGGCCACAGCCAUGGCCAGCCUCCGGCCCCUCACCCGCACGGCUCAGUGGGUCCGGACCAGCCGCGGCUGCGAUGUCGCCGGGAAACCCAACAACUCUGUGUCCUUCGCCUCCACCACCGGCUCCGUCCUCUUCCUCUCCGAGCACUUCUGCGCCUCCGACCUCUGCAACCGCGAGGACCCCCGAGGCCCCGACUUCCCGCACCCCCGCGGCACCCCCCUGCGCUGCGUGUCCUGCGCCGCCUCCGAGGGAUCGUGCUCGGGCCGGGAUCUGGCCCCGCUGCCCUGCGCCGACCCCCGCGACCAGUGCGUGGACAUCGCGACCCUGGGCGGGCCCCACGACGCCCCGGACGAGCGGCGCCUGAAGGGCUGCGGCCGGCUCUGGGGGUGCGGGGCGCCCCUGGGCUUCCACAGCGCGGGGAGCCUCUUCCUGCUGCGCUGCUGCAACCGCAGCCUCUGCAACGACGACCCGCACGACGUGGAGGUGUCCCAGCUGCCCCUCAACAACGUGACGUGCUACAGCUGCGAGGGGAACCGCACCCACGGCUGCGCCCCGCACGCGCUGGCCGAGCUGCACUGCCGCGGGCCCAUGACGCGCUGCCUGGAGGCCGAGGGCACCCACGGUUCCCGGGCACUGACGUGCCACCAGGCCAGCUCAGUGCUGUUCUAUGGCCCCAGAGGCCGUGUGUUAGAUGCCACUGUGACCCCCAAGACCAACCAGAGCUGCCCCCCGCACACCCCUGCCUGCCUUGCCACCAGUGCCACGCUACACACAGGGGCCAUGUGGGUGACGGCGACCUUCUUGGGGUGCAGCGAGGGGGUCCCCGGGACCACGCUGCCCCCCGGGGCCACGCUGCCCCCCGGGGCCACCCCCCUCCAGCGCUACGUCCAACUGUGCCCCUCUGAUCUCUGCAACGAUGACCUUUACAAGAGCCCCGUGCCUCUCGAUGACCCCAUGCUCCUUGGGCCCAAUGAAGGCCCAGCUCCCCAUGAUGCCACCCAGUGCCUGUCGGGCCUGAGCCCCAAGCCAGAGCCGGGGGUCCUGGAGCAGGUGACCUGCCCCAGGGAGGCCCAGUGUUACCAGGGCAAUGGCACCAUCAUGGCAGGAGAGCUGUCGGUGCCCCUGUUCGUGUGGAGCUGCCAGCCCCAGCCCUGCACCACGGCCCCCGUCCGCCGCCGCGUCGGUCCCCUGCUCUUCACCCAGGAGGGCGCCUGCUGCAGCGGCAGCUUCUGCACGGGGACCGCGGCGGCCCAGAAGAGCCGCAAUGAGUCCCAUGUCAUCCAGGAAGCCAUAGGCCCUGAGGGCACCCCCGCCUCAGUCAGCGCCAGCCUAGCCCCCAAAGGGGGGAACAGGACCACCAGCUGGGUCACCACGGCAACCCCAGGCCCUAGCAACGCCAAGGACCUCUUCGUGAAGCCCAAGGACGUGGCCCCCCCAGCUAAGGGGGGUCCCCAAACCAGCACCUUCCCCUUCCUCUCCACCAGGCCUGCCCGACACCCUGGGGACCUCGGGAAGCAGCAGGGGAUCCCCACCAAGGGGCCGCAGGUUGCUGGAGCCGCCCCCAGCCUCCCCUUCUGCCCCCUGCUGUUGGCCCUGGGCAUCGCGCACCUGCUGCUCUGAGCCCGGGUGCCUUGAGUCUCUCCCCGUGGGCACGGCAGGGCCUGGGAUCUGGCUUUACUUGGGGGUAGGGGGUUAGAAAUGGUGGG